AGAUGGGAAAAUCAUACCUGUCCAUAUAUAAAGGAGGGUGGUACAAAAAAUGCCGUGUCAUUUAAUAUAUUUCGGUCGAGCUGUACGGAUUAUAGUUCGCUUGGUGCUCUCUUGUAGUUUUAACAUAGUACCGUCGUGUCUUAAAGUGUAAAUAUAGAAUUACUCUAGUGGUUUUUAUUUUUAUAUAAAUUAAAUAAAAUCAAAUUCAUACAAAAUGAGAGCUUUCGCUAUUGCAAGUGUUUGUCUAAUGAGUGUUUUAAGUGUUAGUUUAGCACAAUUUUCCAAUGGACGUGUUCUCGAUCCACCAAAUCCACAACUAUGCGCACAGAGGAUAAUCCACGAAAAGACACCCGACGGAAAAGGAUACUUUUUCUCGUGGAGAGAUCCCAGCCUAAAGGGCGUUGAAGAAGAUUGGUUGACCGCUAGAAACUACUGUCGUAGACGGUGCAUGGACUCAGUUUCAUUGGAAACAAGCUUAGAAAACGAAUGGAUUAAAGCGCGUUUGGUAAACGAAAAUGUCAAAUACAUCUGGACAAGUGGUCGAAUUUGUGAUUUCAAGGGAUGUGAACGUCCAGAUCUUCAACCAACCUCAAUUAACGGGUGGUUCUGGACAGCUACUCUACAAAAACUUGCCCCUACUAACGAACGCCAGCAAGGUGAUUGGUCACCAACUGGUGGAAUUGGUCUGCCACAACCCGAUAACCGGGAAUUGAAACAGGGUGGUGCCCCCGAAAACUGUUUGGGUCUGUUGAAUCAAUUUUACAAUGAUGGUGUUAACUGGCACGAUGUUGCAUGCCAUCACAAAAAACCAUUUGUUUGCGAGGAGAACGAUGCUCUCUUAAAAUAUGUUCGUUAUACAAAUCCAAAUUUACGAGUCUAAGGGCAAAAUAUGUUGUUAGAAAAACAAAACGAACGAAGUUAUACAUCUAAAAAACUGUAUACAAAAAAUAUUGCUAUUGAAAAAUAGGCACAAAUAUUUAGAGCAUACCAAAAAUGAUAAUUUGCUAAUGUUUUUAAGUUAGUAUCUUUUUAUUUAAUUUCUUCUAUUAUUUUUAUUCUUAAAAACAUUAUUAUUUUAUUGUAUUCUAAGUUAUUAAAUUUGAAUAUGCUCGCAUCACAACGCAUGAAUACAUUCAAAGAAAAAUGUUAUCUA
Molecule: messenger RNA, 1153 nt
Organism: Episyrphus balteatus (marmalade hoverfly)
Lineage: Eukaryota; Metazoa; Arthropoda; Insecta; Diptera; Syrphidae
Exons: 3
Coding region: 215-880 (221 amino acids)
Source: RefSeq, a predicted model, not a curated record